Molecule: messenger RNA, 3889 nt
Organism: Pseudo-nitzschia multistriata
Lineage: Eukaryota; Bacillariophyta; Bacillariophyceae; Bacillariales; Bacillariaceae
Source: the annotation of a GenBank genome assembly
CAAGAACUUCGUAUGGUGUGAUGAACACAACCGGAUCUUCACAAACGGCAUGAGUAGGAUUACAACACUGUGAUGAUUCCUAACGGUUCUGACGACGAAAUAGCAGCAAAGAGUGGUAAGGGGCGAUAUUGUCGUUAUUAUCAGCAAUUGGGAGCCCCGACUCUCAUUUACGAAGGAAGUCGAAGAGAUAAUCGCCGUUUCCAUGUUGAAUCAUCAAAAUUGCCGCUUGAUAAUUCAAGAGAAUUGCACGAAACGUUGAAGAGAAGCAACCGCGUGAAGGCGCGUUGGCAAUUUUCCCUUGACGUAAACCAAAUUGAUUCUAUCUCGAUUCCAGGCUAUGGAAGAGGAAGAAGAAAGUAUGGAUCAGCAAAACUGAAAACCAACUACGAAGAUGGGAGCGGCUCUUCCGGAAGCGAGACGGAGGGGRAAAUGAUUCAACGGCUGGACAAGAAACGACAACAAAAUCGCCUCGCGAUGUUAUUAGAGGACGACGCAGYCAUGGCAAGACAUCGAAAGUGUCUCGAGGAUCAUGCAAAAUUCGAACAUCCAUACAUGAAAGCUAAUUUCAAUCGCGUUGGCGGAACGAAGGAGCCGAGAAUUAAGCCGUCAACUUACUUGAAGAGUCAAAAAUUCAGCGUCACGCAAAGGAURAAUGCAAAUCCUUCAUAUCUGGCUCCAUUUGAUUUGGAUUGYAUAGAURAAGCCAACAGUGGUCACGACACAGAGAAGAAUCUAAAAGGAAGAUCAACGGCCUUUCGAAGAAAGAUCGCAUCAAAUACUUGUGAUGGACCUCCCCAAGGAAAUGCCCUCUUGAGUGUUCCAUGCCCGUGUGAUUCUUGCUCAAAGGGUACAAAAMGCUAUAUGUUAUUGCAUCCAAAGGGCGGUUGUUUGGAGCGAUUAUGUGUUAGUAGUGUAGUUCUUCCUCUCGACCGACGGAAUAUUGGUGAUAUCGACACCGCAAUAAUAAAACACAGAACGAGUAUGGACCAAUCUCAAGAAAAUUUCUCCACCUCUGAAGUGGGUGAGAUAUGUUUGGGCGACACGAUUCUAGAAAUAAAACAAUGCGGUGUAUGGGGUGCUGAAAAUCAAAUAUGUAUAUUUGCUAUCAGGACAGGGACUCAUAUAAGUGUUGUAAACAUUAAAUGCAAGAGACUCAACUUGGAAGCGGAACAAGAACAAGACUCUGAAUUAUCGAGGUGUUGUGGGUGGUAUACUCUGAAAGAAAUGGAACGAUUAGAUCUAAGAUCUUUUUCCYCCAAAAUACCAUCUUUUCGACCAGUGUCGCUUGCGUCACACCCAAAAUACGGCAGUGCCUUCACUCCUUCCAGGUUUGCUUUUGCAAGUCACUCAGAAGGGAGCUCCGGUUCAUCAUCUUACAAUGUUGUUCACAGCUGCACUUUCGGAACAGAAAGAACCAUAACAAAUCGACACGACAUCAAUAACCUUAGAAGCAUCUCUUUCAUUGAUUUCAGCAAUCGAAAUCCCAUGUGUUUAUGGUCAGCAGCAUCCUCGUACGUUCGCCCAGCACUAGCACUUGGACCUGUUUCCAAAGUUACCCGUCAGGCAAAAGCUCCAUUUGGGCUUGGUAGCUCCUUGUUUAUGAUUGAUUUGCGAAGCAAUUCUGCGGUCUUUCAGUGGAGCCCAAGUGCAGAGGAAAUGAUGACAGAGGGUGUUCAUUCUAUWAAUGGAAUAUCGACGGAUUGGACUCRGGAAAACACUGUGUUUGUAACUUCUACAUCUGCUGGAAAAACAUGGGAAAUCGAUGGUAGAAUGCCUUGUCGAGCAGUUAACGCGUGGUCCCUGACCAGUAUAUGUGAAGAGUAUAGAGCUAUAACUCUACCCAAAAAGGCAUUUUAUGGUGAGGCGAGUCUACUCACGAGACCCCUGACACAAUUUGGUAGCUCUGAUCUACCUCUCCUAAAGGUAGAUACAGACUUGAGAGCRACUGGAAUCCAUCUAUUCCAAAAGCCUGUACGAAAGCCAAGGUUUCAAACCGAUAGCUUAGAAUGUAUCGGGACGGCAGGGCUAGACGUAACCGAGACAGCUAGUAUUGCUACAAGUUCUUUUUUUGACUUGACAGGUGUUUCUGACGACACUUUCACAUGUGGUAUUUCAAGCAUACGGGUACCACUUAGUCUAUACGUAGAUGCAGAUGAGAAUAUUUGGCCUCAGUAYCUCAAAGAAAACUUGAAUGUUUUGAGCACCAUGACCAUCGACAACAACGGUGACAUCUACUCCCAUUCAUUGCUAGAAUGCAACGAUAAGGUGGAACUCCCCGAUGAAUGCCGCCGCUUCGACGGCUUACCAAUUGGAACGAGAGCAAUCAAUAUUCCCAAAAAAAUUGAUGGUAGAACGAAAUUCUUAUUGAAUGGCCACUGGAAACAAACUKGUGGGAUGAACCUAAACCUAUUCUUGAGCAAUGUUUACCCAGUCUGUCGCAAUGCGAUACUUUCGAAUGGCGACGACGCUGGCGACAUCAACGGUCACGAUGUCGGUAAUAGUAACAAGAUUCUUCUGAAUACUUCGAAGAAGAAAAAAAUYGACGAGGGCAAUGCUGUUGUCCAAAUAACCAAGAAGCCACGUAAGACCGGCUUGAUUAUACGUACUGAAGAUAACAAUGGAAAUUGCAAUGGUAUGAUAGAACCGGGCGGAGAUGAUCGCACUUUAAUAAUGCCGCUUUCUCACUCAAAGGGAAUAGAAAGCAAAACUGUUGUCUAUCCAGCGAGCAACAAUAGCAAUGAUAGCGAUGGUAGCGAUGGGACUGUCGUAAUAGGAAUGGAUGGAAAUGGAAGUAAAAGUAGAUCAGAUCUUUCAAAGGACAUCAUAAAAAAYACUUUGGAUACGUGGGAGGAUACAGCAUCAGAACAGGACUCACUAGAUGAGAAGGAUUGCAUUUCUUACUAAGCUAUGGGAUUGCGASAGAAAACCAUAUUUGUUUUACUAGGAAUAAYUUUGUCAACUGACUUCAUUUCUAUUUGACAUUUGCACCUGUCUAGACCCACAAUAAUAACAGUACAGGAGCUCAGUGCACACGUGGUGCACAGGGAUGAUGGUUGGUUGGAAAGUGUCAUUUCAUGCAUCCCUACCAUUAAGCAGAUAUGUAUUGCCUGAUARAUGUUCGGGCUUGCAUGAAAUAUUGAGACACGUAGCUGCCAAUUCGACAGCUCUCUUAACGUGUUCAAUCGAAUAUCGAUUGUCCAAUCCUAGAACGUACUGUAAGAGUUCCAGUCGUAAACAUGGACUGUGCAUCCGACUAAUCAUUUCGUCGAUAGCAAGAAGGAACCGCAUGUUAUUGAAAUCUGUWUGCUCCACUGCUUGGUGAAGCUGUCUUGCAAAACUUUUUCUAUUUGUGAUGGCCUUGCCACUAACAAAGGCCAUAAAACGAGAAUCCUGAUCAACGGCAAUUUCAAGAUCGUCCUGAGCUGCUCUUUGAUCACGCCAGGAUGCAAGUCGAAACGCAAUAUUUUGUUCGCCGUGUUCAACCCAUUCUUCGACGGCUUCCCAAGACUCUUUGGUUCGUUUCUUGGCACCUCCAUCUUGCAUUGCCCUCAAAAUUUGGGCCGCUCCAAGAACAGCCAAGAGACCAUCAGAGUUGGUUGCCGAUCGUAGACGAUCAGUAUCCAGUGGCGGUGGAGGAGGCCUGGGGAUGYUACCUUUGCUGAUCUGAUGUAAGGUUGCUUCGUCUCCUUCUCCACUGUAAUCCAAUAGCAUAGCUUCUGAAUCCAAUUGUGACUURUGCUCAUCAUUGUCUUCAUCAUCACUCGAGGCAUUCGCAUUCGCUUUUCGGCUCGUGAUUGCUGGUACUGUAGGCACGUGAUGGUCUUCUGAAGACACCAAAGAAUACAAAAUAAGGAGCUGCCUGGAGGUGUAAUAAUCUGAUGCUCUAACU